Labeo rohita (rohu) is the source of this 664-nucleotide messenger RNA. Its product is annotated as avidin-like. The transcript is spliced from 5 exons. The record is from RefSeq and is a predicted model, not a curated record. NCBI's taxonomy places the organism in Eukaryota, Metazoa, Chordata, Actinopteri, Cypriniformes, Cyprinidae. Gene Ontology annotation, molecular function: biotin binding. The coding region runs from base 153 to 590 and encodes 145 amino acids.
ACAACGUGCCUACACUACACGAUAAUCUACCUCCCAUUCCAUGUGUAUUUUAUUUUCUUCAUCACUUGCAAAACAAACACUUGCUCUCCAUUUCACUCUCAGAGUGUUCUGGCCUCUUGUCACUUUACUCAGUAAACUUUGGAACUUGAAACAUGGAGGUGAGAAAUACUUGUUUGGGUAACACUUUACAAUAUAAAGUCAAAAGUUCAAUAGUGUCUGGAAAGUGGAAAAACGAACUUGGUUCUGUAGUGGAGCUGAUGGAGAAUGAGAAUGGUCAGAUUACUGGGACAUACCUAACUGCUGUUAAAAGCUCUUCAAAAGAGUCCAGCUACACUAAAGAAACUGCUGACCUUGUGGGAUACAUCAAUACAGACAAGACUAAACAGACCACUACUAUUGUCUUCUGCAUGGCCUGGAAGAUAGAAGGCUCAUGCAGUGCAUUCACUGGCCAGAUCUUCCAGGAUGACAAAGAUGGAGGUAUUGGAGAUGUAAUGAAGACCACCUGGAUUCUACAUUCACCUGUGGAUGGCCUUCAUGACAACUGGGAAGCAACAUGUGUUGGGGAGAACACAUUCUACAGAUGCCCAUGAAAGAUUUGAAGAAUGGGAAAAUGACUCAAAAGACAUGAAGCAAAUUGUCAAAAUAAAGUUUGAUUACCAUUUUA